This is a messenger RNA of Pygocentrus nattereri (red-bellied piranha), 3329 nucleotides long. RefSeq names its product tripartite motif-containing protein 16-like. The transcript has 6 exons. Gene Ontology annotation, molecular function: zinc ion binding; protein binding. The coding region runs from base 43 to 1806 and encodes 587 amino acids. The record is from RefSeq and is a predicted model, not a curated record. Lineage: Eukaryota; Metazoa; Chordata; Actinopteri; Characiformes; Serrasalmidae.
UCUGCCAUGUCCCUUUAACCCUCUCUCACUGCGCUGAGUAAAAUGGCAUCGUCCAGUGCACUCAACCUUUCCAACUGCUCUCUCUGUCUUCACCGACUGACGGACGUGGUCACUAUUCCCUGUGGACACGUGUACUGCAAACGCUGCACUGAAGGCUUCGUCAGUGAGUAUGAAAACACAGGCAAGUACAGAUGCACACAGUGUGGGCAAAGUUUCACCCAAAGACCUGGACAGGAUGAACAAGUGGAUGAAGUUGUGCAUAUACUGAUGAAGACUGGUCUCCAGGCUGACCACUCCAUACCUAGCAAUGCUGGACCUGAGGACGUGGCCUGUGACUUCUGCACUGGUCCAAAACACAAAGCCAUAAAGUCCUGCCUGGUGUGUCUGGCCUCCUACUGUGAUGAUCACCUCAAACUGCACAACGAUCUCAAUGCAAGAACUCCUCACACACUUGUAGACGCCACCGGGCAGCUGCAGGGAAUGACCUGCCCCCUACAUGAUAAGGUCCUGGAGGUUUACUGCCGUACUGACAAGCAAUGCCUCUGCUGCCUGUGCAUGCUGGACAAUCACAAGGGUCAUGACACGAUCUCAGCUGCAGCGGGGCGGGCAGAGAAAGAGGAGGAGACGAAGAAGUCCAAGCAGAGGAUUACAGGGAGACAGAAGCAGCUAAAGGAGCUGGGAGCAGCUAAAACCACCCUGAGGGACAUGGCACUGGCCACGGAGGAGGAGAGCGAGCGGCUCUUCAAGGAGCUGAUCCAGUGUAUAAAGAGCAGCCACUCUGAGAUGAAGGCGCUGAUCCGAGCUCAGGAGAGGGCUGAACUGGAGCGGGUCGAGGACUUUCUGAUCCGGACAGAGCGGGAGAUAGGUGAGCUGAAGAGGAGCGAUGCCGAGUUGGAGCAGCUUUCGCACACUCAGAACCACAUCCACUUCCUGCAGACAGCCCAGUCUCUCUACCUCCUUCCUGGAUCUGCAGAUGUCCCAGACCUGGCAGUUAACCCUCAGUUCUCUUUUGGGGAAGUGGUCAAGUCCAUUACUGAGCUCAAAGUCCAGAUAGAAGACAUCUGGCACAGAGAAAUCAAAACAAUCUCAACAGGAGUGAAAAAAGACAAGAUCGUAGUUCCUUCAGAACCAAAGACGAGAGAGGACUUCCUACAGUAUUUGGUUCCGCUGUCACUGGACUGCAACACCGCCCACAAGAACCUUAGGCUAUCUGAGGAGAACCGAGCUGUGUCCUGUGAUCUUGAACCUCAACCUUACCCGGACAGUCCCAAGCGCUUCGACUGGUGGGCUCAGGUCCUAUCCCGGGAAGCCCUGUCUGGACGCUGCUACUGGGAAGCGCAGUGGACGGGCCUGUACGGAGCGGAUAUCGCCGUUUCAUAUGGAGACAUCAGCAGGAAGGGAGAGGGAGAUGACUGUGGCUUUGGGUAUAACAAACAGUGCUGGAGUUUAGACUGCUCCAUAUCCAGAUACGCUUUUGCACACAACAAUGAGGAGACGGAAAUCUCGGUGCCUACAUCCCACAGGAUAGGAGUGUAUCUGGACCACAGGGCAGGGCUGCUGUCUUUCUAUAGUGUCUCAGAAGACAGCAUGACUCUCCUCCACAGAGUGGAGACCAGGUUCACUCAGCCUGUCUAUGCAGGGUUUGGGCUGUACAGGGGAUCUACAGCAAAGAUAUGCCAGCCAGGCAAAGAAGCACAAAAGCAAACAGAUGCUCAAAAAACAAAGAGGGUCACAUAUGUAAAGAAUGGGGAGCAUAAAAGAAGAAUGUGCAGCAUAAGAUAUGAGGCAAGACAGAAAAGAAAAUGAAUGUGGUAGAAGGUACAUGAAUGUAGCCCAAAGCCUAGACGUGCCUGCUCUAGAUUUCAACAAUUAAGACAAUUUCAAAAAGGCCAAUAUAAUGUUUUUAAAUAGGAGUUUAAUAUAUUAUGUAAGUAUUAAAGAGACAUUCUGGCCUAAAUCUAGCAUUUGACAUGAUAUUUGUUAAGUUAUAUUGUGUUUUGCAGCACUGCAUCCCUUAGCCUCAUCAGUUUGCCAGAAGACAUACGUUGUUGUCUAUCAGUAUUCUCUCUGCAAUACUCAGCAGGCACAGUGAUAAACAAGUAACAUUCACCAUCAGGCUUCCUUUGGCUUUAGACAAUGGGAAAAAAAACAAAACAUUUUAACCCGCCCUCAUGUAUCUGCCUAAAAGCAGCUGCAGUUCGUCAGGAGCUCUCCCACCUUCAAGAUGCAUCAUUAGAAGCUUUCCUUAUCUUAAAACCCCAAAAUCUCACUCUAGAGACUCGGGCAGAACAGCUGCAGAAUAAUAAUGUGUUUGUAUCUGUUGAGUCGACAUGCUAACCUGAUGAACCAAUGGUUAAAACAUUUAUUUUUGCUCCUUUAAAUAAAAAAUAAAAAUAAAAACAAACAAAACACAGUUCACUCCCAGUCCACAAAGCCCAUAUAAGGAAACUAAGCCGCACAAACAGGCCACUUUGAAUUCCUCAUGGUUGUGACGUCACAACCAUAAACGUUUUUUUGGGGCCGUCCAUUCAGCCCUCAGCUGAUGUGACUUUAGUACAUAAAACCACAAGAAAAAUGUAGAACGCAAGUCCUUUAAAUAGCGUAAGAGAAACAAAAGCUAAGCUGGGCUCAUUUUAGUACAGAAUAGUAGGUUCUAAAUGUGACAAAUGGAUGAAUUACUUGGGUGGUCCCCAAUACUGCUCCACUCAGAAGAAAAACGUGUUGAUUUCCUGUUCACACCUUCCUAGAAAAUAGACAUUUCACUGUUUUUCUUUCUUUUUCUAUAUUGUGCUCCAACCAAGACCCGCCAAGAGUAUACAACUAAACAACACCAGAACACCUUACUUUAGUCUCUGUAUGAGGUUUUAACCAGUCGUUUACCCAUUUUCUGGGUGUUGAUUUUGUAUAGUAAUGACCACGGCUGUUAUCGGCUGUCUCGGUGGAGGGGUGGGGAAGGGGACGUGGAAUUCGUACCAUGGUGAAGAACUCAGCAACAGCUGCAGGAGAGCACGGUACAGCAGGCCCAACACCCUUUUCUUUUUAAAAGCUGAAAACUAGAUAUGGUCACAAAAUCAUGAGCAUGUGCCAGCCAAGCAUUCCAUUACCCAGCAUGUUUAAUAAAAAAUUCAGUUUAAAAGUAUAUUUGGGCACCAGUUUACCACUAAGAUAAUGCUACUUAUGUUUGCAGCCAGAAGGUAUUUUAAUGUUAUUAUAUAGCGCCAAAAUAAUGUGCCUUAUAUACAUUGUACAACAGUUCUUUAGCUUAAACACAGACAUUCAAGUAAAAAUUUCAACUUAAAGACUGUCAAUACUAUUAAAGCCUGUUCACU